CCGACGCCGAAGGAGGCCGGGGGGGGGGCAGCCUCUGCGGGAGCCGCGCCGAUCGCCCGCCGGCCGCUGCUUGCCGGAGGCCAGGCGGCCGUCAAGGGGCUUCUGCCCGCCGCCCAGGGGAGCCAGCGAGCCGCGCGGGCGGAGGGCUAUGUCGGCGCGGCCGCCGCUGGCCGAGAAGGCGCUGUCCGAGGGUUACGGCCGCCUGCGCUACCGGGACGCCUCGUUGCUCAUCUGGCAGCAGCAGCAGCGGCAACUGGAGAGCCGCCCGCCCGCCACCUAUCUGAGCCGCAGCCGCAGCACCUGGUACGCCCAGUACGGCAACCAGGCCAUCCUGGUGCGCGACCGGAGCAAGCUGGAGGGCGCCCGCGACACCGGCCAGUCCCGCUUCUGCGCCCUGAUGUGACCCGGCGUCUCUCCGGAUGACCCUCGGGCCGGAACGCGGCCUCUGGAGCCAAGGAAACACCUGGAGGACACUUGGACGACUCUUCAUGCUUUUGGCCUCGGCUUCAAGUGGCCGGCUGUUCCACCGGCUGACGGCGUGCGGUAGCAGAAGCUCCUCCUGACCUACCGCUUGAAGCCUUUGGAGGGGGCCGGUUCUGCUGUCCUGAUGGAGUCAAGGCUAUGGGUGAGCUGAGGGGAGGUCGACUGCUGAAGGAAAGAGGGAGCCCAUUGGGCAGCUCAGGUUCCUCCUCUAUUUUACAAAGAGCCCCCUAAAGUGACUCCCUUUGUGCCUGGAUCUUUCCAGAAAAUUGGAAGAAAGAAGCCACCCUUCCCCAUUCCCCAGAGGCCCUUCCUGACCUCCCUAAUGGGAUGGCUGAGACUGAUGGGAGCUGUAGUCCACCCAGAUUGGGUGAAGCAGAGAUAGAAACUUAACCCACUUUCCUGCGGACCUGAGGCUGAAAGUUUCCUCUUGGACCACUAGGCCAAUCAAUUUGGGCCCAAUCCUCUGCCCAAAGCCUUGCUCUGGUUUUUUUUUGAACCCAGGACAAGCUGGGUGGUGUUGCUUCUGGGGGGAGGGUGGGUGACAAGCAGAUUCUACACGACUCGGGGGAGGGGGCUCCCCUGGCUUCCUCCACUGGGCAGGAUGGAGCUACUCCAGAGCCCCCUCCCCAGCUUCCUUCUGGGGUCCAGCAUGGUGUUGAUUCCGGGAGGCUCUGAUGGAAGCCCUCCUCCCCCUUGUGCUUCUUGAACACUGGGCUGGCUUCUCUGCUGGGGUGGGCAAAACCCGCUUGCUGAAAUCUGGCCUGGAGCCUGGGGAGGGAGGGUUGUUCACCCCAAGGCCUGCCAGGAUCCCUCCAAGGGUUUCAGUAGCAACAUCUCCUCCACAUUCUUGGCUUUGGCCACAGUGUGCCCCAUUGACCGAGCCCCAGGUUGCUGCUCCAAAUCUCAAGCAGACUUUUGCCUAGCUCAGGACUGUGGCAAAGAAGCCAGCGGGCCUUCGAUGCCGUGUUCGUAUUGACCAGCUGGGAGAAGCCGCAGAGAAAAGGAGACGCUUGACGGGGAGCUCUCGGUCCCAUGAAUUGAGGCAGGUGGCACCGGGAGGCCAAACUAUUUUCCGGGUGACGUAAUUGGCUGGGCUGUCCAGGAGCCCCUUUAAGCACCAUUUCCAUGUUCUGGGCGCAUUUCCUUGGCACUGGCGCAGACACCGUUAUGAUGCUCAGGGAUCCUCAGCCUCUGCUCUGUGCCGUCACUGUACAGCUCCCUGCAUCUGAUGGGAGAAUCAAGUUUGAAUCCCUCCAGUUCUGGGAAGCAGCCCUUGCAAAUAUGGGCAGCCGGCCUUCUUUGGCCAACCUCAGCUGCUGCUCUUCAUGCGUAUUUUACCGUUGGUACACAGUGGUCGGCCCUUUCCCCUUCCUUGUGUGAUGCCAGCGAAGACCCCGAAGGAGCGAGUUUUAAAAGUGCACCAGACAACAUUAAGUAUGUUUCCUUUUAAAUAAAGUCUAACUCGGCAAACACUUCUGCUCCCAGGGCUGUUAUGGUGUCAAGUACAGAAGUGGCAUCUGCUCUGAAAUGGGUCUUUGUUGCUUUAUUUUUUUUUCCAAACUGUUCUACUUUAAAACAAGAUACAGAGAAAAAGACGGACAUGGGAGAAGACUAGGAAUAUACAAAUAAAACAUGCUUUAUCUGGAAGUUACCAAUACCUGUAAGUCCAAAGUCUAUACAAAAAGAAACCCAAAGAAUCCCAAACAAUCCCAUUCCCCCAAACUGAAUCCACAUACAAGGAAUAAGCACCAGAACAGGAAACUAUCAAAGGUCCAUAGCACCUGUUGGUUAAAAAGUCAAAAUACAUUUAAAUUAAAAGGAUUCCCAAUUUUCUUUGUCAGAGCUUAGUUUUAAAAACAACACAAACCUACAUUUUGUCUGCUGCUGCUCUUCAAAACGCAGGAUACAUUUUUUUUAAGUGACCACUG
Messenger RNA from Thamnophis elegans (Western terrestrial garter snake), 2411 nucleotides. RefSeq names its product BRD3 opposite strand (gene BRD3OS). Bases 149 to 403 code for a protein of 84 amino acids. The transcript is spliced from 2 exons. NCBI's taxonomy places the organism in Eukaryota, Metazoa, Chordata, Lepidosauria, Squamata, Natricidae. The record is from RefSeq and is a predicted model, not a curated record.